This is a messenger RNA of Cantharellus anzutake, 447 nucleotides long. RefSeq lists its product as uncharacterized. The record is from RefSeq and is a predicted model, not a curated record. The transcript has 2 exons. Lineage: Eukaryota; Fungi; Basidiomycota; Agaricomycetes; Cantharellales; Hydnaceae. The coding region runs from base 1 to 447 and encodes 148 amino acids.
AUGGCUGCUACUAUUGUGGUGGAGCAAGCCGACAAGGAGGAGCUCACAUUUGAGAAGCUCAAGCAAGACCUUGAUGCUGGCCAUCUAGAGGGCAUUUCCAUCGCCAAUAUUCUUCGGAUCUUGGUUGAAUACUUGCCCGCACUGGGGAAGUUCAAGAAGGAUGUCGACAACCUGCAGCACCUCAAGUAUGCAAAGUGCCGCAUGCAGGCUACCAAGAUGGAGUACCACCCACUUGAGUGCACAGGCUUUGUCAUAUCCAUACAACUCCGGACCUCCGCUCCUGUUCUGGACCUCCAUCUCCUCCUCCAGAACUCCACAUCCUCCACCACCACCUCCCCCUGUUGGUUGUUGAGAGCCCACUCUACCUCUGGCUCCAUGUUAGACACUGGUCUGGGGUCGGCACCGAGGAUCGCCGUUGCGGGCCGCUAUAGGCUGCGAUGGCCGUGA